Xiphias gladius (swordfish) is the source of this 1464-nucleotide messenger RNA. RefSeq names its product insulinoma-associated 1b (gene insm1b). NCBI's taxonomy places the organism in Eukaryota, Metazoa, Chordata, Actinopteri, Istiophoriformes, Xiphiidae. Gene Ontology annotation, molecular function: DNA-binding transcription repressor activity, RNA polymerase II-specific; RNA polymerase II cis-regulatory region sequence-specific DNA binding. The record is from RefSeq and is a predicted model, not a curated record. Gene Ontology annotation, cellular component: nucleus; transcription repressor complex. Gene Ontology annotation, biological process: neuron differentiation; regulation of cell cycle process; negative regulation of transcription by RNA polymerase II. Bases 1 to 1464 code for a protein of 487 amino acids. The transcript has a single exon.
AUGCCCAAAGGAUUCCUGGUAAAAAGAAACAAGAAAUCUGCACAUGUUUCCUACAGGACUCGCUCGGACGAAGAUGACCUCCAGGAGCCACCCACCCCAGCUGCCUUGCCGAGUCAGGCGGACCCCUCCCCGCCGAUGUCCGUGGCGUCCAGUCCGGACCGCGCCGCAGCAUCGCCGGAUUUCACCGCGGCUGACGCGCCGGUGCCGAGACUGGAGAAGCCGGCACAGUUCGGCAACCCAGAGGCGGUUUGCCAAGCCCUCUACAGCCCCACCCGGCCCAUCAGCAAGGAGCACGACAGGGGAUAUUUUGAGCGAAGUUUCAAUCUGGGCUCGCCUAUUUCUGCCGAGUCAUUCCCGACACCCGCCUCCCUCUCCGGCCUGGACCACCUCCUGUACGCCCCGGUCGACCUGAAAAUCGGUACCAGCAACAGCAGCCGCAGCGGCACCACCAGCAGCCUCCCGCCACCGAGCAACCGGGUCGCCGCCAAAAGACCCGCAGCUGACGGUACAGAGCGCAAAUCUAAACCCGCCUCCAAGAAACCCAAAGCCAUUAGAAAACUCAACUUUGAAGACGAGGUGACGACUUCUCCCGUGCUUGGUCUCAAAAUCAAAGAGGGGCCGGUGGAGAUGAAGCCGAGGGCGCAGUCCUCCGGAGGAAACAAGCCUUUGGGGGAGUUUGUGUGUCAGCUGUGCAAGGAGGCGUACGCGGAUCCCUUCUCUCUGGCUCAGCACAAGUGCUCCCGCAUUGUCAGGGUCGAGUACCGGUGUCCCGAGUGCGAUAAGAUGUUCAGCUGCCCGGCCAACCUCGCCUCUCACCGCCGCUGGCACAAACCCCGGGCCACCGGCGCACCGGCCAUGCCCCCCGCACCGGGCAUCAAACCUGAAAUGGCCAAAAUGCCACCGCUAAGUGUCAAGCCAGUCUCCGACGAAGCCAAAGACGUGAGUGACAGAGAUACCCCGAGUCCAGGUCUGUCCGAGUCGGGUUCUGAAGAUGGCUCGUAUGACUGCCAGUUCUGCGGGAAGAGGUUUAAGCGACAGGCAUACCUAAGAAAACACAUCAUGGGACACCAGGCCUUGCAAAAGAAAGUGCUGGAGGAGCACGGGUUUCAAACCAGCGACCGCGCUGCAGAGCAGGCACCGGUGUCAUCCUCCUCUUCCUCCUCCUCCUCCUCCUCCUCCACUGCAUCAUCAUCCUCCUCCUCAGAAGAAGCCUCAAACCAAAGCCCCCUCAAUCUGAGCCCGGUGGACUGCCUGCUGUGCCCGGUGUGCGGGGAGAGUUUCACCAGCAGGGCCGGCCAGGAGCGACACCUGCGCCUCAUGCACUCCUCCCAGAUUUACCCGUGCAAAUACUGCCCCGCCACUCUGUACAGCUCGCCGGGGCUCACCAGGCACAUAAACAAGUGCCACCCCUCGGAGAACAGGCAGGUGAUCCUGCUCCAAAUGCCGGUGCGCCCCGCCUGCUGA